Molecule: messenger RNA, 3798 nt
Organism: Drepanopeziza brunnea f. sp. 'multigermtubi' MB_m1
Lineage: Eukaryota; Fungi; Ascomycota; Leotiomycetes; Helotiales; Drepanopezizaceae
Source: RefSeq, a predicted model, not a curated record
AUGUCGUUGAAUGGCCUGGACGAUCCAAAGAUCAAGGCGGCCCACGAGGCGGCGGUAGCAGAACCCGGGGGAUGGUUUCUCCUCCGCUACGCUUCCCGGGACGAUGUUGAGCUGGCAGGCCGCGGGAACGGGGGCAUCGUCGAGAUCCGGAACGCGAUUGCGAACUUCGAGGUCGAGGAGCCGGCGCCUUUAUAUGGCUUUCUGCGAUACAGAAGGAGGAAUGUCGUGAUCAGCUACGUACCGGAGGAAUGUUCCAGAUUGGUACAGGGUGGGUUCUCCAUCUCCCUGGUGUCAAUUUCCAUCUCGAUCUCGGUUGGGCCAAUGCUAACUACCUACCCUACCUCUACAGCACGCGUGACGGUGCACUUGACUGCUGUGACAGAACGCUUCUCCCCCCACGACACCGAGUUCCCCAUCACGACGGCGAGGGAGUUGCGGGAUACGAGCCUCUCUGCCGCAUGCUCUCUACAUACCGCCUCAGGCUCCACGUCCUCCUCUACAAGUUCUCUGCGGCGGAGGCGUUUGAUGGAAAUCGCAGAGGAUGCGGAGGAAGAAAACCGAGCCAAAAGACAGUCGACAGUCCCUGAGGAACGCCCCUCCGCAGAAAAGACAGAGGCUCUACCCUCCCCACCCUCUCCAUUUCCAGAGCUGCCGAAGGCCGUACCCGAAGCCACUUCCUUCAAUUCUAUGAUCAGCGAGGCCGGAUCAUAUUCUUCUCCAGGCAAAGGAGCGCACGACGCUGACAUGGGGCUACGAUUUCCUGCAACCGAACGACGAGAGUCUCCUCACUCCACGCGACCGGAUCCGUACUACAGACCCUCAUCUUAUGGUUCGAGCGGAGUACGGCCCAAGGUCAAACUGGGCCCAAGGCCAUCACUCGAUGCGGCAGCCGUUGGAGGGAGACCACAUACUUCUGGAUCAGCGUACCUCCGUCCCGUCGCGACACUGCCCGUCGGAAUCAAAAUGGUCUCGAGGGGGUCGAGAAAGGAGAAAGAGAGAGAAAGACAGCCUGGAGAUCCCCCUAUCAUGACCAUUUCGCCGCCUCCAAUGGGCGAUGCAAUGCUGGCACCGGGGCACUAUGUCUCCAUUCGACCCCACACUAGUGGUGGCAGACCGGCAUCAAGAUCCGAGCCAUUGCCGUCUCCUACUGUGUUAUCGCCUACCUCGUUUUCAGCUCCCAAGACACCCAUCAUAAAACCAGAAAAGGCUCGACUGAUGAAGGCUCUCGAACUUCGUAACAAGAAAAAGCUAGAUGCGGUUACUCCUCCCGAGCGGUCAUAUCCCUGCUCUCCCCAUAGUUUGGCCAGCCCCGUCAGCAUAGGUGACGCUACAUCGACGGGGGCUCCAAAGGAAGCAGACGACCCUUUGGCCGCAUUGGACCAACUGGUCAGAGCGGACGACUCUGGAAUCUCGUUUGAUGGCAGCUCAGCAGUAAGGACAGAUGAAUCGGACGCGACAAGGUCUGAUUCUUAUCCGGUCUCCCCUGUCGGUCCUUCCGAAAUGGCUGAAUCGACCAAGGCCUCGUCAAUAUCCGAAUCGACUGACGAGACAGUUCUAGAGCCUACUGACGUCAAAGAAGAGCCGCGGGUAAACGAGGAGACAGAGGAGACAGAAAAGGGCAGUCACGACGAGACCACUGCCAUCACUAACAUUAUUAAUGGCACAAGCCUUCUUGAAGCACCUGAGGAGCAUUUGGAGCAUUUGUCAUCCGCGGUCCCCAACCCGUCUCAUGAGUAUGUGCAAAUUACGGCAUCGGACACGCCUGAAGCAGAAGUCAAGGGCACUCGUGAGAAACAAGCACAUCCUGAGGCUGAUCCGCUAUGCGAGCCAGCCUCGCAGCCGUCGGAAAUCCCGGAGACAGAAGCGAGCGGUGCUUCGUCUAACGCGCUGCCAAUCCUACAGGAUGAGAAGACGGAAGCCGCACCAGACUCGGACUCAAAUGAAAUGCUGUCAGAACCCAGUGCCCAAGAUGCAGAAGGUAUCUGCGAAACGUCGUUACUCAGCAAUGAUGCCGAAGUUGUAGCUCCCGAGGGAUCGCCAGUGGGAAGCACUUUCUCGGCCGGGUCUGAAGAAAUUUCCGGCAUUCAGAAGCCUAGGCUUAAAGGCUGUAUGGAACCCAUCCGGACAGACAUGAAAGUGGCGAGCCAUAGUCGCUCAAACUCCGAGACCCAAUUUUUGUCUGAUGAUGAUUUCAUGGACGAGUUAUCAUCUGCGGUCGUACAAGAGGCACAGCCAAUGUCCGUCUCGAAAUCGCCUGUCGGUUCCCCCUUCCCGAGCUCCAAGAAGCAGAAUUCAGAACAGGGCAGAUUCUCUCGUGUCUUUUCUACGCCCGUGCGAAAGGAGAAAACAGAUACUUCUCUGUUGGAACCCCCAUCUGAUGAGCAGCGACCACCCUCUAGGUCUCUAUCUGCUGGGGCUGCCUCCUAUCUCAACCGCAUCAGUCAGCAGCAAAGUUCACCCCUGGCUAAGAAAGUUAAUCUCGGAUCUGGUAUCUCCCAAAGGAUCAAGGCCCUCGAGAAGUUAUCAAGUCUGGCCCCGGGUGAUGGCGCACCGACAACUGGCCCUGCACAGGGCGCAUCCACCGCCUUCUUCUCAGUCCGUAAAGCGAAUGCUCGUGGAAAAUCGCCGACCAUCGCUGAGCGUACGAACUCAUUGACACUCAGCUCGCCGGGGUUCUCUCUCGAAUCCUCGCCAUCGCCAGAUGGUAGUCGGAUGGAUAUCUUCACAUCUGCCGUGGUCCCGAGCACCCCACCGACCGGCUCGCAGCCAGAAUCUAUAUCAGUCACCGCACGAAUAGUUCGGGAUCCCUCCCAUCCCUUCCCAGCAAUGUCAGAGGCUGGGAAAGAUCCAUCGGAGUAUGCUCCUUUAGACCUUAAACAGUCCCCUCUGGUGAUAGACCAUCAAAGGGCUGUUGCCCAGCCUCCUCGAGAGACACAUCUGGAACCACGACUUCCCGAAGAAGAGCGUUUGUCUUCUUCCAAAGUGACAAUCGCAAAUGAACGGAGAUCCUCGGCCUCAAUCAUCAAGGAUCUUAUCAGCGAAGGCAGAACAUCCUUGUCGGAGCGUCGUCGGUCAUCUAAUAUUGAACAUUCUGUCUCGAUUCCUUCUGUGAGAUCCUCUUCCCGCCCGUCCUCUCUUGGUACAUCUCCCACCAAGCAGCGGCCGUUGUCCUUCAAUAGUCGCGUAUCAACUUCUUCUCGUGACCAUGGCAAAUCUCUGUCACCGCCGCCUACCGCGGGCUCUUCAUCUUCAACUGGCACUGCGAGUGAUGAGAAGUCUGAUAAGAAGUCCAAUCGAGCAAGUAGGAUGAUGCGCCGGAUGUCUUCUUCCUUGUCCGCGAGUCGCAAAACUCUUGCCCACGCCAUAUCUCCUACCGUCCGCGAAGAAUCCGAGCCGUUGUCACUCGGCGACGCUCACACACUCGCUCCCUCACCCAUGUCGCCCACUGGUCUCGACAUCGGCGACGUCAAUGUCCAGUUCCCUGAUAGUCUACUGUGGAAGCGACGAUCCAUGGUCCUUGACUCACAAGGCUUCCUCAUCAUCUCCCCUGCUCUUUCAGCCCAUGGAAAUGGUCGUGACAAGUCUAAUGCUGGAGCAACGCGCCGCUUUCAUCUCAGUGAAUUCAGACCACCUUGUAUCCCUGACGUUGAGAUGCAGGAACUACCCAACAGUGUUGUAUUGGACUUUAUUGACGGCGGGGGACUGCAAGUUGCUUGUGAGGAUCGCUUUGGCCAAGGGCGCAUCCUAGAAACUCUUGAAGAGGCUCACCGCUCAUGGGAAGCCUACGGCAAUGAAUAG